Molecule: messenger RNA, 1386 nt
Organism: Saxophila tyrrhenica
Lineage: Eukaryota; Fungi; Ascomycota; Dothideomycetes; Mycosphaerellales; Extremaceae
Gene: CTU1
Product: cytosolic thiouridylase subunit Ctu1
Exons: 1
Coding region: 1-1386 (461 amino acids)
Biological process (GO): tRNA wobble position uridine thiolation
Cellular component (GO): mitochondrion; cytosolic tRNA wobble base thiouridylase complex
Molecular function (GO): tRNA binding
Source: RefSeq, a predicted model, not a curated record
AUGCCACCCCACCAGUGUGAGAUCUGCAAGAUCACAAGAGCACAAGUACUACGCCCGAAAAACGGCCAACGAAUAUGCUCAGCCUGCUUCAUCGCUCUCUUCGAAUCUGAAGUCGCCGUUACGAUCACCUCGACGAACCUCUUCCAACCUGGCGAGCGAGUAGCGAUAGGCGCAUCUGGUGGGAAAGACAGCACAGUGCUGGCGUCAGUCUUGAAGACGCUGAACGAUAGACAUGGCUGGAAUCUGGAUCUCGUGCUUCUAUCAGUAGACGAGGGUAUUCAAGGCUACCGCGACCACAGCUUGGAAGCCGUCAAGCGGAACAGCGCAGACCUCGACCUCCCGCUGAAGAUCGUGAGCUAUGAAGAGUUGUACGGCUGGUCGAUGGACCAAGUAGUAGCACAGGUGGGAAAGAAGGGCAAUUGCACAUACUGUGGAGUCUUCCGUCGGCAGGCGUUGGAUAGAGGCGCGGCUAUGCUGAAUGUCGGACACGUGGUUACUGGACAUAACGCAGAUGAUGUUGCGGAGACAGUGCUCAUGAAUCUGCUUAGAGGUGAUCUGCCCAGACUCAGCAGGGCCACGAGCAUUAUUACAAGCACGCCAUCAGCAGCGCCACCGAAGGACGACGGCGCCGUGUCGUUCACUAAUGUGAAACGAUCCAAGCCGCUCAUGUAUGCUUAUGAGAAGGAGAUCGUGCUCUAUGCACACCACAAGAAACUCGACUACUUCAGCACGGAGUGCAUCUACAGCCCGGAGGCUUUCCGUGGCUCGGCCAGGACUUUGAUCAAGAAUCUGGAGCGUAUACGACCGGAGAGCAUUCUGGAUGUUGUGCGAUCUGGUGUCGACAUGGCGAAGCUGGUGCCAGGCGCAGAUGGCAAAUGCAAGGGUGCGUGCGGCGACAGCAAGGCAGCAGGCUCCACCAACGCUGCUGAGGAAGAAGCAGAAGGCGGGUGUGGCAGCAGCAAUACAAAUAGUGGUGGCGACAGCAUGGUUGAGAUGGAGAAAAAGCUACAGCAGGAUGAGCGGACAGAAGCCAAUGGACCUGAGACGGAGGUGACACUCCCAGCAAAUCCAAAGGAGACAGUUUCAAUUGGGGUCCGCCAUAGCCACGAAGCAUACUCAUCGCUUCCACCCGACGACGGGAUUUAUGGCCAGAACCACGAGAAGAAUGGCGCGUCAAAAGCAACAGCCGUCCCGAUUCGCACCAAGCAGGAGAAGAAGUCGGGUCGGAAGCCCACGAGAGAUGCGGCUGCGCCGAAGCAGCGGCUUGGUCAGUGUGAGCGAUGCGGAUACCUCUCUUCUCAAAGCGUCUGCAAAGCAUGUGUUCUGCUGGAAGGGCUGAACAAAGCUCGCCCACGGACUGGCGUGGAGGUCGGUGGUGGCGGAUGA